ACUAAAGUUUAAUUAAUUUAAUAUAGACAAUUAUGCCGAACCGAUAACGCUUCUUAGUCUCGAUAACCACGAGAUAUAAAGACCGAUGCCGGAGGAGGUGGCGAAGUAUUGUAGUCUGCUCGAAUGACGGAAUUCCGCAGAGCAGUACAAUCAUGCGGUGGUCCGGGUGUGUUUUCCUCCUUUUGACUCUCGUCGCGUGUGCCUGGGCGAGAAUCAAGGACCCUUACAACAUCCUGGAAAUAAAGAGGACGUCGGAUGCCCAGGACAUCAAAAAGGCCUACAAGAAGCUGGCCAAAGAAUGGCAUCCUGAUAAGAACAAGUCUCCCAAGCUGAGGUUACAGCAUGUGGCUCACAUAGAACCCAUAUGGCGAAGAUUGUAUGAAGAACUGGAGCCUAUUAAUUUUGGCAUGGCUACGGUGCAUGCUGGCCAUGAAGUAGAAUUAGCUCGAAAGCUUGGGGUUAGUACUGUUCCCUAUUUGGUUAUGCUUUUGGAUGGCCAUCCUUACCAUUACACUGAAGCAUCUGUUAGCAUGGUUUCUUCAUUAGACUUUAUUCGCAGCAAAUUCCCUCACAAAUUAGUACAAAGAGUAACAGAGGAGUCACUUGAGUCAUUUCUAGGUGGCUGGAUGGAUAAUAAGGUACGGGUGCUAAUCUUUGGACGUUUGGAUAUCAUUCGCCUCCGAUACUUGACUGUUGGAUGGGAGUUCAAAGAAAGAGCUGUGAUUGGGUAUGUACAAAUGGAUCGAGCAGAAACUGACAGCAUUCGCACACGUUAUAGUGUGUCAAAUAAGGUUGAUACACUUCUUGUUUUCCAUGAAGACCUGCAUACUCCUGUUGCAUCUGUGGCUAUGACAGAUUUACCUUAUGCUACAAUGAAGGAUAUUAUUGAAGGAAACAAGUUCCUAGUCCUUCCACGUCUUUCUUCUCAGAAUGUUUUUGAUGCCUUGUGUCCUGUUGAAUCAGUUCGAUCUCGUCGCCGAUUAUGUGUAGUUUUAGUAACUCAAGAUGAUCCUGCCCAUGACCCAAGCCGUGCAGCACUUCGUGAAUAUGCUAGUCUUGAUCAGGCACGAGAAAGGGAUCGUGUUCGUUAUGCUUACCUUUUCCGAGAGAAACAAGUUGAAUUCAUGAAUGCGUUGACUGCAGCAUCUGGAUCACCAGUGGAGACAAAUCAUCACAUUGUUAUUUUGUGGCGAAAAGAUCAGAAUCAUCUCAAGUAUGAAUGGUUGGAUGGCGGAUGGGAAGUAGAACCUGAGAAGCAUAAUGCUUCUCGAGAGGCUCUGAGAGCUGCUGUUCAACGACUUCUACAUUCUAAUCAGCCAAUGCCUUUUGAAACAGUAGUUCAGGAGCUGUUUGAUGAGCAUGCACAAGGAAUUGUUUGGAGGAUCAUUAAUAAGUUGGUUUCGGUUCAGGACUACUUCAGGGAAAAUGUAACCCAAGAUGAUCUAGUUCCUGCUGUCUCCAUCUUCAUUACUGUCCUCUUUAUUGUUGCUGGAGGAUAUGUCAUGUCCUACUUGGUAAAACUAGAGGAAGAGCGUGUAAGCAAAACAGGAGGGGUAUUUGUUGAUCAGACUGGGAAGCUGAGGGUUCAGCCUCAGCUUAAAGUGCAUGAGCUACGAGGAGAAACCUACAAUGGUCUGGUACGAAUGUUGAAACCAGGAUGCCGUACACUGGUUAUGCUUUGUGAUUCAGAAAGCAGGGCAAAAUUAAUGCCUAAAUUCCACAAAGCUUGUUGGCCAUAUAGAAAAAACAAGACACUUAUGUUCGCAUUUUUGAACAUUGAGAGGGCGUCAGCCAUGGAAUGGUACAAGCGAAUUCUUAUCUUGGGCUUGCCAGAGCCUCGUGAUCUCAACAUCAACCCCAAAAAUACAAUAGGAACUGUGAUUGCUCUUAAUGGACACAGAAAGUACUAUUGUUUAUAUCAUGCUAAACAUCCAGAGUCUGUGUUUGGGGCUGGGUCUCCUGCUACAUCUGAGUCUGAGGGAGGACUUAGGAGAAGACAUCCGCGUUCUGGUAUCAGUGGAGAUUUCAUGGGAUUCAGCGAUAAUGAAACUGAAUCUGAUUCUGAUAUUGAGAGUGGAGACAAGAGGAAGGAUUCUGCUGCCUCUGAUAAACCCCUGCUCAACUACUAUAGUAACAUACUUUUUGAAGAACAACUCUUAGAAGGAUUAUCCAUGUGGAUGGACAGGCUCUUUGAAGGAUCAACUUUCCGAUACCACAUCAAUUACUGGCCUGACUGGCCUGGGAAGUAGAGAUCUCAGACGUACAUUCUGGCUAUGGAAUGAUGUCAUAUCUUAUCUCCUCUAGUGUCCUGAACAAAGGGAAUCAUGAUAUAUCAUACAAGCAGGUGACUGUAUGUUGAUAGUAUUGUUAAAUAGCAUGUUACCCUUGACUACAUUGUUGUAGGUAGACUAUGUUAUGUGCAAGGCAGCAUGUGUUUCAUUGUUACCGAUAUGUCUUGUACAUUAAAAUUGAAAUCUUGGGAAGGGAAACUACAAGGGGCAGGACUAAUUUAUUCAUAUGUGAAUUCAAUUUAUAAGACUUUGUAUAUGCAGACAUUAUAUGUAAUGUACAUAAUAGGUAUACACUUACAUGUUACGUAGAGAAGUAUGAGACUAUAUAGUAGUAUAUGUAUAAAUACUCAGUAGACAUUAUAUUUGAUCUUGAGUAGGCAGUAGUAGAUUUGGUUCUUGUUUCAUCCCCAUAAGGAUCUGCAUUUGAUUGUGUAUAUAUGAUAUACAUAGUAGACUAUAUAGAUAUUGGAUCUAGCUCUUAUUUAACAAAACAAAGACUUCUGAUUUAGUUUUUUUGCGUAGAAGUAUUAAUCUCCUUACAUGUAAACUAAAAGUAAGGCUGCCAUUUCUUCUCAUAACUGGUAUCUUCAUGCUGAGUCUGGUGGAUUAUUGAAUGUGCUCGACUCAAGCAAUUCUGUCUACUAUUAGUCAGUCUCCAUGAGAUUCAGGUUUUGCUUUAUGUCCUCAGUUAAUGAUAAUCUAAACCAGGUGAGUAACUUCUUUGGGUAUAAAAGUUUCUCAUUAAUAAAAUGGACUUGCCAAUUAUGGAAGCAUGAUGCUCCUCUUUAUACCAGAAAAACAUGUUAAUUGAUAUUUGUUUUUAAAUAAAUUUUAAAAGAAUAACAGGAUUCCUAUUUUAUGCUUACCCAUUGCAGUAACCUUUGAAGUUCUGUGUAGUUGCCCAGUACUCUUUAAAUACAUAUUAAAGUACAUACUACAGUAAUUCAUAGUCAUAUCAUAAGAGUAGCAAUUUACUUUUUCUGUCAACAGACCAUAGUGAAAACCAUUAUAUUGAAGAUUAUAAUCAGUGGUAUGGUAAAAUUCUUCAAUAAUUAUUUGUCCGAUUAGGGUACUCAGUAAUAGAAAUAAUCAGAAAAUUCUUAAUUUAUUUUUAUUUCAACAAGAACAUAAACAAGGUGUCAAAACUUGAGGCUUGCUAGAACUUCAUAUGAUUUUGAAGAUUGUAGAUAUUUAGCCUGAAUUGCUCAUAUUUCUUAUUUCUUAUUUCUCUGGCAGAAGUUACCACUUUCUUGAGUUCUUGUUAUUUACACAACUAGCUGCAACUAAAAUGGCUAACCUGGACCUGUUAUCAUUUAGGUAAAAUGAUGGUAAAAAAAAUUCCAAGCUACUUUAAUGAUAUAAGUUGUAUUGAAGAAAUAUAGUUACUGCUUGUUAAACCCUUGCACAUCUUAGCAUUUUGGGCUCAGUGAAGUAGUACAAGCAUAAUGUGUAACAUAAGUAGUAAGCUGUUAGUAGUUCUAGAAUAUAUCAAAUGACCAAGAGGUUUUAUUUAUUUUAUGUUGCCAUGUAGGUUAUAACAACAUUAAAAAGAUUGUAAUUUUGAGUGCUUUAGUUUUGGGAAUGUACCAUAUUGUGCUGAAGUGAGAUGUAUUUGAUAUCAGUAAGGGAUGAUGUAGUUUUAGUGGUUUAAGACUUAUAUGAAUUGUGGUAAAAAGAUUAACUUUUCCUUUUGAGAGUAUGGAGAAACUUUGGAAACUGCAGGGGACGUUAGUCAUUGAUAAGCUAGAGCAGGGGUUGGUAAUCCCUGGGCCACAUCUGGCCCACAAGGGAUUUCAGUUCGGCCCACCAACUUAUCACCUGAACACUAGUUAUCUAACAGUGGUUGCCUAGUUUAAGACUUUAAGCGAUCCUUAUAGUGCAUUUGAUAUCAUGGCCCUCCUCCAAGACACUGUAUGGCAGUCUGACCUGCUCUUUCCAAAAAGUUACCAACCCCUAAGCUAGAGCAUUGUCAGGAGGGCAAGGUUAUGCAUACAUUAUUGUGAAUUGCUCUGGUAACAUUUGUGUUUUGAAGCAAUUACCUCAAAAAAAAAAAAAAGCCUUGAACAAUUUUGCUAUAAACUAUGCUUCUGCUGAAGGAAACUAGACAUCAGCUUGCAUCUAGCACUGAAGAAAUUUCAAUUCAUGCCUGCUUGUUUUGAGGGGCUGCUAAAAUACAAUAAAUCAGUCUUUUUAAAGUUAAACUGAAGGCAAUGGUAUUGAGGUGUUUAUGAAAAGGCUAAAUCUACCCCAGUGAAGUACUGAUACUUCCUCCAAAAUCCUUGUAGAUAGCAAUGCCGAGGUGCUAUUGAAACACCUAGACCUGCUCUUUAAAAACCUUAAAAUAGGACAAGCUUGUAGAUAUUUUGUUCCUGUAGAUAUUGUCAAAGUCAUUGCAGACAAGAUUUUAUUAAUAUUUAAACGGUUAUAACUUAUAUAUUUUGGUGCUUUUCCUUUUUAAGUCAUUCUGAUCUACACAUUAUGCCUGCCUGAAUCUGUCAGAAUUUUACCAAUAUUAAAACAGAAGAGGUCCAGAUUUGCAAGGGUCUACUUGUGUAUGUAUAUUUUAGAACAGUUUGAUAUUAGGAAUUACUAUCACAAAUAGACGAGUGGGUAUUAUUUAUACUAGUGAAACGUACACUUUGUGAAUGUUUUAACAACAAUAAUGGAUGUCUAGUAUCGCAAUUUUCUUUAUGCAGAAAGUUCAGAUGCUUGGUCAUUUUAGCUAGUCUUAAUACACUUCCAACUUGUAUCAUUAAGGUACUUUUAUUUUGUUGCAAUUGUGUGUACCUUAAGCCACAUUCUUACCGCCAUAGUACUUUUUAUUUUUCCGAUUGGCUCCGAUUACUGAAUUAACCCGAAUGAACUUGGCAUUGUCAAAACUUCACACUUGCUUUUCUUUAUAGAAAGCAGGAUCUUGCAUAUUUUGUCAUGGGAGUUUACUGAUCUCAGCACUUACAUUUCAUUUUUAGUUUAGAAAUCACAGAAGGCAAGAAUCAGUCACACUGAGGUCAAGCUGUUACCAUAGUACCCUUUGAAUAUGAGAAUCAUUUAAAUUUAUUUUUGACAUGUUAUCCCAUCCUUAUACAUUCCAGCACAGUUGUACCCAAAGUAGUGUUCAUGUUGCCACUUACCUCACUGCCACACCACUGCCUUGACAUUAUGACAUUGCUGGUGUUAUUGCAGAUCAAUUUUUCAUGUCCUGAAAUUUUACAGAUAAGAAAUUUUGCUUUGUAUCAUUCAUUUUGAUAAAUUUGAAUUGACAAUGCUUCUUAUAUGUAAAAAUGCAUAACAUUCAGCAUGUGGUUGAAGUUUGUUGUUCCUUUGUAAUUAGGAAAAGAAUUGCAAUGAAAAUGUAGGUGUAUGAAGUAUAAACCAAUGUCUUCCUAGAAAUGAAAACUUUAAAUUCUAAUAAGACAGGGGUUUGCAUCAGCAAAACACAUUUGAUUUUUGGAUAGCUGGCCUUCAUACAGUCUCAACAUUGUCGUAGUAUAAAAUUAUUGAAUGUUUAAUAGUUGAUUAUUAGUACUUCAAGUAUUUUUUUCCCAUUUCUACCAGUGAGUUUCUUCCAUAUGACAAGGUUUUUUUUUUAGGAAAUAAGGAAAGGAUUGCACCGAUUUUUGUUUUAAUGGAUUAUAGUACUGUACAAUGUUUCAUUGUUUAAAUCUGAAAAUGUGUGCUUUUCCAAGUAUAAAGUUAAGAUUUUAGACAUUUGUUUUAUUACUGUAUGUGUUGAUAUAGCUAUUCUAAAGCUGCUAAUGUCGUAAAGUAGCCAUUAUAAAUGAAAUUUUUAUUUUAAAGUAUUAUAUAGAUGUUUUUCUAUUCUGAUGAAACACCAUAAAAACACCAGUGUGUUCAAUGUUUUUUCAGUAAAAAAUUAUUUCAGGGUCACGGUAGAUGUGUAUUUCUUCAUUUGCUAAAUAUGAACUAUUAUCCAGGUUUUUCAUUAGGUUGUAUGGUAGUUUCAAACAUUUUUUCCACACUUUAUGUUGUAUAUACAGAAAGUUCAGGUCUACCUUUAGCUGUAAGGAAGUUGAAGAACAAGUAUGAUCAGAAUUGUCUCUAGGUGUUGGUAUUGUUUUUGUAUUAAUAAUCACAGUAUACUCUAACGACCUCAAAAUAUUAAAAGUAAUAUUGAAAGGUCACAGCCUGUCGAGAAAUUAAUGAAGAUAUUUCCAUGAGAAUCCUGGAUUAGUGAGGUUUCAUGAUGUACUGUUGUAAGAAUGGUAUAUAAAUAGCUUUUCUUUCGGAUGAUUUCUGGUAAUGUUCAACAGAACUAGAUAUUUUAGUAACUAGGUGAACAAGUAAUCUAAUCUUAGCAAAGACAGCGUGUUUGUUUUAGCUGUCAUUGAAUUUGUCAAGCUGCAUGGAAUGGGGUCAUCAUUGAUACUUUAUGCCAAAUGACCAAAAUUUCCACUGAAUGAUUGGUUUACUUAUUUGUUCUGCAAUUCAUUCUCUCUCUCUCUCUAAAUGACAGGGUUGUCUUCAGCCGAGGACUGUCGUUAUUUUGUUCAUUUAUCUAUGUUUUGAUGUUCAAUUGCCAUGUAAUCAAGCAUAACUGGUAGCUGUAAGCUUUAUUUGUGGUCACUUUAAAUAUAGCAGUUAAUUCAAAUGUCAUAUUUGUAAAACAUGAAAAUGUACUUAUAGUUGGUACUUGAAAUUAAUCCUUGAACUUGGUCAUGAAGUAAAUUUCUCAAAAAAGUUUAGGAAUGUGUACAAGUUGUUUUUUUUUUUUGUUUUUGUACUUCCAAGAUGCAAUUUUUUACUGCACAUUGGACAAUUGUUAUGGGUUGUGAGAAAGCUGUUUGAAAUUAAUAUAACUGCCAAAAGGGUAUCAUGCAGAGAUUACUAUGAGGAAACACUAACUCCACAUCUCAGGAAGUCUGUCAGCUGAUGAUUUAUUUAUGAAAUACCAUCUACAGAAAAUUUAUGUAUAAAUAAUUAAUUGGAAGGUCAUUUUAAAUAUCCUUCAUAUUCCAUUGUUUGGUGUUAAGGGACCUACAUUUUAUGUAUAUUUAUACAGUAAUAAUUAGACUAACUCUUUGUUUAUUGUACUUCCAUUCCAUAGCCAGCCUUCCCAUUAUAUUUAGUACUAUGUAGGUGUAUUUUAUUUUGUUUUUUGUUAAUAAACUCUGCAGUACUACAUAACAGAAAUUCAGUAUGUUUUAGACUGAUGCCCUGUCUCUCAAAGGGAUCCAUGAUGAGUUUUUGAGUAUUUCCUUAUUACUGAUCAUCAUGAUUUCAGCCCAAGUUAAAACUCGGCAUAGUGACCCAAGGUCCACAAUCAUAGGCUUUGUGAUCUAUUGUAAACAUGCAUGAAAAAUAUAUUCAGAGUAUACAGUGUCAUUUGACACUGGAGUGCAAGUUUACUGGUGUGAUUUGGUUUCUCUUCCCUUUAUUUUGGCUCUGAACCUAAUUCUGAUGCAGUCAUGGUUUUUUCUGUUUCCCUUGUGAUUGAUGACAUACACCAUUGUUGUUGGGAGGUUAUGGAAAAAUUAUUUCACCAUACACCAUUGUUGUUGGGAGGUUAUGGAAAAAUUAUUUCACCUUGAGUUUUUGCUGAAUAUGAACUGGAAAGUGGGAAUUUGGAAUGGUUUUAAGUAAGUGUCCAGUUGGUUGCAAGGCUCAUUCAAAAUUGUCAAGUAGGAAUCUUGUAAUAAGCUGCCUUUUUAUGAUUUACCAUGCAUUGGUAAUACUGUACUCCCUGGUUCUGAACAUUUGCACCUUUUGUAUGCCAGUUAUGCCUUCAUGCACCAAUUCUGUUGUUACAUUGUUGGUUUAGUCUGAGAAAGCUAGCUUGUGAUGCCUUUCGUUUAGUGUCUGUUCCUAGAAUUAUAUGCAUGCCACCUUUUUUUUUAAUAGAGCAUCAGUAUUCAUAUUCUUUUGAGAUGUGUUACACUGUAUGUGUUACACUGUUGUGUAGAGAUGAUGUAAAGCCACAUUGCUCAUCACUGUUCAGCAUGGAACUAUUUCUGGUAGUUUUAUGGAUGAUCUCCCAUAAAAGUUUGAAUUAAACUGUUGAAUUAAUUCCUGUUUUAGAUUUUUGCAAUCUUUUUCCAAAUGUUUUAUAAUGUAUUUUAACUUUGUUUUUACUUAACUAUUUUUCUCUUUGAUCUGCUUUUUGUCUUUUCACUUGUGGACACCAUUUCUGUGGAGGCUUGUUAUGCAAUUUAUAUAUAAUUUUGCUCAUAAGAAUGUGUAAAAACUCAACUACAUAUAUCAUUGAUAGUGAUGAUAAUGGAGAAUAAUUCUAGUAAUAUGAUUGAGAUUUUAGCAUAUAAUAAUUUAAUACUUUUAAUGUCUUACCAUGUGGUUUCUAUCACUCUAGGGCUGUCCUCUGCAGGCAGAGGACAGCUGCUGUAUAUUUGCUGCUUGCUUCUAAUGUCCAAUGAUUUGGAUUUCAGUAAGUAGGUGCAGAACAAUACUGAAAAAGUUUUAGAACCUCUUUUUCAAGGCUGUUGCCAAGGUCCAGUUACUACACAGGGGAAGAGUACAGGUUGAAGGCAUCUUAGCCUUUGAGACAAACUUGGAGACAGAGGCAAGUGUCAUGUAUUUAGACAUAGGCCUUCCUUCAAGUGGUUUUCUCAUAAGUAGGCCUUAUUUUAAGACUUGAUUACUUGUGACUACAUUCCUACUGUACAUGUCAAUCAUGCUGAUAGAUAAAAGAAUUCGUAUUGUGCAAAAGUGAUUCGUGAGGUUCAAGCGUGGUGUCUGACCAGCCUCCACCUCUGCUACAUAUCGGAUACCAGAUGCCACAGAACCCUUGCACAUAAAAUUUUUUUUUAUUGUUUUUAACUGGUUUCCCAGCUGGUAAAAGUUUGUUAGCAAUGGAAAAUGCAAAUUAAAAAUUUCUCAUUUUCCAUUGUCUUUCCUUAUAAUCUUUAUGCUUGGUUGUGGAUCCUAACAGUCCUCUUGGUUGGAUUCUAGUCAUUGUUUGUUAAAUAACAGUCCCUUCACUGUCUAUUACUGUGAUGUUCAGUUUCCUCUGUUAAGAAUUCUGGCAUGCAAUGCUUAAAGUGUUGGCGAGUUUGUCAUUGGUGAUGUUUUAUGUCAUAGCUGCCAACAUCUAUUUUCCUUAUCCUUCUAGUUGUUGUUGUAAUAACCUAGUGUUUGGCAUACCAGUUACCUGUUAAUGUAGACAUAUUAUUGCCAUGGUUGGAAAAUGUGGAAUCUGUCAAUCAACUGGAUUGUAGUUCCCAAUGCAAGUACAAUAUAAGGGUAGGUUUGUAGUUGUAUUUUCGUAAUGGUAUUAUUUUGAAGGAAGGUUAACUGUGUGUAUUUUAGUUUCCUUCCAAAUAGAAAUACUAUAAAAUUGUCGUGUUUACUUUCUAACUUUGCAGAUAACUCUUCACCUGUGUAGCCAAAAACCUAUGGGCAUCCCACUGAUUUAGUAAUCAAUGCAUGGUACCUCUUUCAUAGUAACAUCUACUUUGGAUGAAAUAUUCAAUACAGUAGAGGCAUUUUAAAGGAUAGUUAAUUCUUGGGGAGUAUUUUGAAUAAUUUGGAAAACGGAAAAUAUGUAUGUAAGUUUUUACGCUUAAAUUCUAUUUAUUUCAUUUGUUACUGUAGUUUAGUCUUGAAACUUUGUUUUAAAACUGUAUUGGUGAUGAUUUGGUGAUAAAACUUCCAUUGUUGUACAUGUAGUAGAUUUUUAUUUUCUUGGUAAAUUUUGUCAUUGGCAUUAAUACCAGGUACUUGCUGUAAUAGAAGAUAAAUGUAACAAAAUAUUUUUAUAAUAACCAUGGCCAAAAUGAAACUGUUUAGGAGAUCUUCUAGAAUAAGAGAAACUAAAUGUAAACUUAUGUGGUAAGGAGCUGGGGAUAUUGCAGUUUUUGAAAUAUAUGAGCAGUGUUAGGUUGUGAUAUAUAGUUAAAGGUAAGCCAUAGCCUCAAAAUUUGUGUUAUUAAGGGUGAGCAACCAUCACCCUUCAUACAUAGAGUACCCUUCAGCACGAGCUGGAACAGCUGUCGGAUCAGAGAGAGAGAGAGAGAGAGAGAGAGAGAUGAUUUCUGUCCUCACCUAAAUAGGAAGGUUGAAACACCAUUCCAAAUACUUCCACAGAAUUUAACUUUUCGAAAUAUAGUAAAAAACGCACAUUGGCAACUACUCUCGCACACAACAGGCUGAACACAAGUCAACGACUCGUUGAAAGUUUCAACGAGUGCAUCGUACUAUUAUUCAACAUUUGCCGCAGUUUCUUUCUCCCCUUUCCUUCGUCGCCUUUUCGACAUGUUGGUGACAUGUAUGUGAUAAUUUGUCAACAUGUAUGCGAUAAUUUGUCAACAUGUGUUUAUGACAAGUUUUACUGUAGUUUAAAAGCACUUGAGCUAAACAAUAGGGAGGAAGGGAGCAGUGGUUAACUUUGCUCUCCUCUCUUUUAUUUCUUUAGUCGCCAUAACAGAAGGAUGCAUUUGCUGUUGCUUCCCUGUGUGAUUUACAAUUGGUAGAGUACCCUGAAAUUGUUACUUUUACCUUGAACCUUGCUUUGUGCAAUGAAUACCAUUUGCUUGUUUAUUUUGGGUCUGGUUUUCUCAGCUAUAGAGAAUACAGAACCAGUGCCAUUGCAAAGGUCAUGGGUGGCUAUGUAGUCUGUAUCAGGAGAUCUUGGAGAAAGGAAGAAACAAUUCCCUAUGUUGAGAGUCUUCCUUGGACUUCAUGUCAGUGGGAGAAGUAUGGCAAGAGGAAGAACAGGCCUAAGAGCGUUUAAUUAAGUUUUAAAAAAAUGAAAUUAUGCCAAAUGCUUUUAAAAUCUUCCCUUCGGCUACUUUUCCUCUGGCUUUUCACCUCCUAGGAUUGGAUAAGUCACCCACUAAGAGGGUAAGAAGUUAGAGAGUUAUUCUCGUUCAGCAGGUGGCCUUGAAGUUGGAGGGUCAUUCUCGCCCUCCACCUUCUCCAAGGCAGAGUAGGGGGCCUCUUCCAAAGAAGUCUGCCAAGCAGUUGAAUCUGUUAUGGCUCCUCAGCCUACUGCUCCAUCUAAGUCUAAGCAACAGCAGCACAUCUGUCAUAUUUGGUGUGUAGCAGCAGCUCUAGCCAGCUUUAGAAGCUUGGAACAGGAGCAGCAGUCCAAGAGGGGUGGGAAAGGGAAGAAUAAGGGAGUUAGUUGUUGAGCAUGGCAAUCUUCAUCCUCCUCUGCCAUGAAUAGGAAUACUGCUUGUCUUCCUUAUUGAACCAAGUGGUAGCAACAGUGAGUAAGUAGUCUUGAACCGUAUCACUUUGGGACAUAUACAAGCUUCCAUUCAGGUACCUUUGUGCUUUUCUCCCAUGAUGCUCAUCCUGUUCCUAAUUAUUCUGUGGCUUCUUGGACAUCUUUAACCUAUUGUUAGAUAUGGAAAUCAUGAUUGAGGAAGGUGCCUUAGUGUCACUGAUUCCUUGUAUCCAGGGCUUAUAGCUGCCUCUUCCUUGUGCAUAGUGAUGAUGAAAAUGUUCCAACAUCCUUGAGACAGUCUGUUUGUAUACACUGUUCACUCUUUACUGGGUGGUGAUCAACUGAGUGUUCGUCUACUUGGAUCUUCAGACAGUUACUCAACAGCCUCAUGCCGAGUGUUACUCACAUCUGCUGACAUUCCUGAUUAAGGUGCUGAUGCAGUUUCCCCCAUAGUCCACCCUCCUGUGUCACCUACAUAGUCACAGGUAUCGCUAGGCAGUUCGAUCUCUCCACCUUCAUAGGUGAAUGUUAUUCAGCGUUGCCUCUGCAAGAGGGUUUUCUUGCAGGCCAGUGAGAGAAAUCUCUGGAUACCUAUGUUGUUUUAUAGUGAGUGCAUGGUAGGGAAAGUGUGCUUACUAUCCUCUGGAGUUGGUGUCAUAGAAGGAAUUGCUCUCCCCAAACACAGAUACCUGUUCAGUGGCUUGCAGAUUUCAUCUUUGUUCACUAAAACAAGCAACUCUUACUUUCUGUGGUAAGGGGCAUUGGUAGAGUUAUCCAUGCUUAUGAGAAACUUAAGUCUUGCCCUUACUAGGAACUUCAGCCCUUGGAGUAGGUUGUUUCAUUGAUGGUAUCUGUAGCUUUAGGGGCAUCUCUCCGAGCUACUGUCUCAUUCUUUGGACAGAAACUUUACUCUGAAGACUUUCUCCCACUUAGCUUUAGCCUCAACAGUGUGUGUUUGGGAACUCCAUGGCUUGUCUCAUCUUGUACAACACAAGGAAGGGUGGGGAUCCCUCUCAUUUUCUGUUUUGUCCUAAAUUUUGUAACAAAAACUCCCAACCCUUUGAUUCUGGACAAGAGUUUUGAGAGUUCCUAGAGUCUUUCCCUUUAUGAUUUUUGGUGGAGACCUGGUCUGUGCCUUUGGAGUUCAAAAGGACUUGUUCGAGUGUGGAGUGUAGGAUAGGUGGGUUGAGAGGUUAUCAAGUGGGGGUAUGAUUGAUUCAUCCCUAGAGGGGCUUGCUUUUCCUUCCUGUUCAAGAGCACACAGAGUUAGGGGUGUGAGACUGCCUCUUGCCUUUUGGAAAAACUCAAUUUUUUGAGGUAAUGAGAGUGGUUGCUCAACAAAUAAGGUUACACAGUCCUGACAGGGUACUUUGCAUCACAUCCGAUUAUGUAAGCUGCAUAUAUUCCUGUAUGAAGAGUAAUUGAGGAAGGUUUGGUUAUAUCUUUCUUUCCUUUGAGGAAGGAGACAUAUCUUUCUUUCCUUUUUCUCUCCUAAGUGCAUCCUGGCCAAAGUACAAUCUGGAAUAAAAUGAGGUUAGGGUAAUUAGACAGCAAACACCUGUUGUAGGUAGCUUAGAAUGUGCUGCUUUAUCUCUUGACAAGGAUGAUAUGGUUAGUUUUCUCUGAAUUUGUUUAUGAAUAGGAGGAAAAAGUUGCAUGGUGACUUGCCAACUCCUUCAGUAGUUAUGGGUUUCCAAAAUGCUAAUCCUACUCCAAAUCCGUUUUAUUUCUUUCUACCAUAAUGUUAAGAGGUUGUUGAAAUAAUUUCAUCCCUUGCUUGCAAAGGCAACUAGGAGCUUGGUGUUUCAUGGUGGAAUUCAGCUCUUCCUCUGGACUACACCUUCCUAAAGGGCAAGUUUCCACAUUUGCAAACAAUGAUGGUUGUAUCCCUAUAGGAACAACAACAGUUUUGAAGCAACAUUUUAAUUAUUUAGGUAGUAACCAACUCUAUCCGAGUUUUGUCCUUGUGGACAAAGGAAACAAUGGAAUGGCAAGUUUGUGCAGAGCGUAGGUAACUCCUCCCCUCGCCCCUUUCUUCCUUUUACUACCAUGUUUACCAAGAUUUAAUGGUUGUUCCAGCUUGUGCUGAAAGUUAUUCUGUAUAUGAGGCUCUGCUUUAUACCCAAAGGGAAAAUACAAAUUGCUUUAAAUAUUUUUUUUUCUUAAAAGUAGAUUUAAAAAGGUAAGGUACAUUCGUACCAUUAAAAAUUUUGACAGGCAUUUUAAUGUAAAUUUUGUUGGUAAUUUCUAGGUAUACGACCUGCCUUUGGUUAUUGUUAUCAAUCUGGGAUUUAUUCAGUAUGCUUUAACUAAUAGUUUAUAAUGUGGUUAUCUCACUAGAUGUAUACAACAGUUUUGUUUUUUAGUUUUUGCUUCUUUUGAUGUAUAGUUGUUAGAUUAAGAAACUGGAAAGGCUAAUUUCUGCCAAUUUCCCUUGAUGUCAUUUGUAAUGCAGGCAAUUUUUGUCCAUGAUUGUUUGCUUUCAUUCUAGUCAGUUUUAUAACUUUCUCAUCAUAAUACAAUAAACUUAAUAAUUGAAAAGUC
Messenger RNA from Macrobrachium nipponense, 13977 nucleotides. It is a transcript of the gene l(3)80Fg, whose product is annotated as dnaJ homolog subfamily C member 16-like. The record is from RefSeq and is a predicted model, not a curated record. NCBI's taxonomy places the organism in Eukaryota, Metazoa, Arthropoda, Malacostraca, Decapoda, Palaemonidae.